Molecule: messenger RNA, 1992 nt
Organism: Uranotaenia lowii
Lineage: Eukaryota; Metazoa; Arthropoda; Insecta; Diptera; Culicidae
Gene: rdx
Product: protein roadkill
Exons: 8
Coding region: 775-1992 (405 amino acids)
Biological process (GO): regulation of proteolysis; proteasome-mediated ubiquitin-dependent protein catabolic process
Cellular component (GO): nucleus; cytoplasm
Molecular function (GO): ubiquitin protein ligase binding
Source: RefSeq, a predicted model, not a curated record
GCACGGUCAAGAAGUGUGUUGCACUGUCGUCGAGAGGAAACGAGCGAAACGAUACCCGAUAGCGUUUUCUCGAUUCGUUCGAAGAUUGUUGUUUUAUUGUGCUCCUUGCUGCUGUUUGAAAAUCGAACAAAAUUUUAGGGUUUUUGGAAUCUGCACCCAUCGAUGGUGUUCGUCCGUCGGUGUGUUUCUCCCGUUCCGAUUUGAGUGUUACUCCUGCCUGGCUGCUACACUGAUUGAUUGUUAAUACCAAGGUCAUUCACGAACGGCGAGUCUACUGACGUAUUGUUCGGGCAGCUCUGGAAAUAAUCGUCGGUCGAGGAGCAAAGGUGUUGGGGGAAAAAGAUUCCUUCUGAUUAUCAACGAAAAAGUGUGUGCUCGAUUGCAACAACCAAUAUACAACCUUCAACUAUUCUAUAAAUCGAUAAUCACUAAGCUUUUGAAACAUAAAAAAAAGAUCAUUCGUGUGAAAGUGAAGUUAUAAACGUGGAAUUUGAAAUUGCCAAUACAGGUUUCCAUCAACGUAACCUGAGAUUUCCGAGUGAAAUCACUAUUUCGCGAUACGUUUUCUCCGGUUUGGAAGCUAGUGUCUUUGAAGUGUUUGAAGUUUGAAGUGAAACAAAUAAUACACCUCCCUUGGCAGCACCGGAGAGCAGUGCCUCGUUCGAUCGCGAUUCGAGUUUCUCUUUUCUUUCUCUUCGCUGACACCGUGGUCCCAGAAAACUAGCCACCGUGGAUACCAUAUCGUUACCCCUCGGUGGAUUAUCUCAUGUUAGGAUGGCUCUAGCAAGAUUGCCGGUAGUGAGUGACUGUCCGGCAGGGCAGACGGCUAGAGUCACCUCCAACCUGCACUCACCCAGCGGCACAAUGGCAGUUAGCAGAGUGCCGUCACCCCCGCUGCCAGAGGUCAACACGCCGGUAGCGGAAAACUGGUGUUAUACUCAGGUCAAAGUCGUUAAGUUCAGCUACAUGUGGACCAUCAACAACUUCAGCUUCUGUCGGGAAGAGAUGGGCGAAGUGCUGAAAUCCUCCACAUUCUCCGCCGGUGCUAAUGACAAACUCAAAUGGUGUUUGCGGGUCAACCCGAAGGGUCUGGACGAGGAAAGCAAAGACUACCUCUCGCUCUACCUGCUACUAGUAUCCUGCAACAAAUCCGAGGUGCGGGCCAAGUUCAAAUUCUCGAUACUGAACGCCAAGCGGGAGGAAACGAAGGCGAUGGAAUCCCAGCGGGCGUACCGGUUCGUCCAGGGCAAGGACUGGGGCUUCAAGAAGUUCAUCCGGCGGGACUUCCUGCUGGACGAAGCGAACGGCCUGCUGCCCGAGGACAAGCUGACGAUAUUCUGCGAGGUCAGUGUGGUCGCGGAUAGCGUCAACAUCUCCGGUCAGAGUAACAUUAUCCAAUUCAAAGUGCCAGAAUGUAAACUAUCCGAGGACUUAGGAGUCCUGUUCGACAACGAGAAAUUUAGUGACGUGACGUUAUCGGUAGGAGGGCGGGAGUUCCAGGCACACAAAGCAAUCCUAGCUGCACGCAGUCCGGUGUUUGCGGCCAUGUUCGAGCACGAGAUGGAAGAGCGCAAACAGAACCGGGUGGCAAUCACAGACGUUGACCACGAAGUAUUAAAAGAGAUGCUGCGGUUUAUCUACACCGGCAAGGCGCCCAACCUGGACAAGAUGGCGGACGAUCUGCUGGCGGCGGCAGACAAAUACGCCCUCGAGAAGCUGAAGGUGAUGUGCGAAGAAGCGCUCUGUGUUAACCUGUCGGUCGAGACGGCCGCCGAAACGCUAAUAUUGGCCGAUCUGCACAGCGCGGAUCAGCUCAAGGCGCAGACGAUAGAUUUUAUCAACACCAGCCAUGCGACCGAUGUGAUGGAAACCGUCGGCUGGAAGAACAUGGUCACCACCCACCCGCACCUGAUAAACGAAGCAUUUCGCGCUCUAGCGACGCAGCAGAUACCACCGAUCGGUCCGCCCCGGAAGAGGGUGAAGAUGAGCUGA